Messenger RNA from Phytomonas sp. EM1, 1251 nucleotides. The record is from the annotation of a GenBank genome assembly. NCBI's taxonomy places the organism in Eukaryota, Euglenozoa, Kinetoplastea, Trypanosomatida, Trypanosomatidae.
AUGCCCGAUGUCACGUGUAACAUUCCACUGCGGAACAUUCACGCUUCCCCAAAGGAGAAGUCUGGUUUCUGCGGCAGGUGCUCGCUUGUGAGUGGGUACAUGUUGCCGUGUGUUGCGUGCUGCAUCAUUCUCACUUUUGUCGUCGGCCAUAUGGCAUUUUUCAUUCUUUUAAUGACGCAUUAUCCGGAUGUGCUGCACAUCAUUUUGAGCGUUCUUUUCAUGUUGAUUGAUCUCCUGCUGGAGGGGAUCGCACUUUGGUCGUUCGUGCAGGUUAUUCGCACGUCGCCAGGGUAUGUGUUACCGACACCGUGGCGGGAUCCGCCGCGAUACGAGCCCAGGCGCUGGGGCCGCCCCCGCCCAUCCACCGCCCAAAACGAUCAUGCCCAACAUAACGGACAAGAUAACCCCCACAGCCAGGAUCAGCCGAAUACUUAUAAUCCUAAUUCUAAUCCUAAUCCUUCCAACCCCCCUAGUCAUAACCCUAUCAAGGUGUCUGAUAGCGUCAAAGACGACCACGACGGUACCGGGGUGGUGGCGUUGUCGUUUUCCGAAAGUUCCCGCCCAACGAUGUCGGAGGGAGAGGGCGGGGGAGGCACUCCUCCUCCUCGUUUUUCUUCUUCUCUCCCGCCUUUGGUGGGUGUUCAAGGGGAGGUGACGGUGUCGAUUUUGGAUUACCGCACCGGCGCGCUUCGCUACUGCGCGCGCUGCCAGCUUUACAUGCCCGACUUCGCGCAUCACUGCCAGAUUUGCGAGCACUGCGUCUACCGCAUGGACCACCACUGCCCAUGGGUGAAUAAUUGUAUCGGGAGAAACAACUACAAGCUUUUUCUAAUCUUUCUUUUCUACCUUUGGACGUCGUGGCUGUUGGAGGCGGGGGAGGUCGCGAUCGGCAUGUUUGUGAUCGAUCACGAUAAGCAUAUGGAUCGGAUCUGGUGCUACGCGCUGUUAGUGCUCUCGGCGAUCCUCGGGCUGUCAUUUUUGAUGUUUUACACGCAGCACCGUAUCGGCGUGCGGCGUGGGAGGAGCACGAUGGAUUCGGCAAUCCGUCGGAGGAAGAAGCACGCCGCGAAACGCGUGCACACACUCAACAGCCUUCCCCCCAACGCCGCUCAAUGCGACGAGGAAUCGGAGUGGAAGGAGGCGCGUAUCGCCGAGUUUAAACACGCUCUCUUUGGCGAGGAGAAGCGGUUUUGGCGGCGCUGGCUACCCUUUCCCAUUCGUACCGAUGAUAACGCGAAUGAACUCCUGUAA